CGGAAUCAUGAUAGUUACUUCAUAUGAUGCAUUUCUUCAGGCUCUGAUGACAGAACCACCGAGGGAAAUAUAUAUAAGAUCAUUUGAAGACCUCGCAGCUGCAAACUUAAAAAUUAACGUGCGUUCAACAGAUAUUGAUUUUAUUUUCCAUCUCAAUCCAGAACUUAAGAGGACUUAUUCAGAAGUAUUUCAUAUCGAAAACAGUUCUGAAAAAUUUGACAGAGAACGAGACGCAUUCAAUACAAAAUAUGCUUUCAUAGUUUCAAACACAAAAUGGGAUGUUUAUGAAAAUUUGCAGAAUUUUCUCGGACGAAAAUUGUUUCGCUGGUCAAAGGAAUUAUGUCCUAUGAACAAUUUGAGAUGGGGUUUUCCUAUCAAUGAAAAUUCAAUGUACAAAGAAAUUAUUAACAAUCACAUAUUGGAGACGCAAUCAGCAGGACUAUGGGAUUAUUGGAGAAAAAGGAUGUUCUAUGAAUUGAUCGAUAUUGGUAAAAUAAAGUUGAAAGGCUUUGAAACACAACAAAUUAUGCGUCAAAUGAAAAUUGAAGAUUUCAAACUAAUUUGGAUUGGAAUGGGCGUGGCUUUCGUAGUUAGUAGUUCUUGUUGUGUCGCUGAAAUUUGUGUCUUCAAGUUUAAGAACUAAAUAGUGGAGAAGUUGUACUAGUAAAAUUGUGGGAUUCACACGUGUCGUUGCUUUGUUUUGCAUUGCUGAGAAAUUUCAGAACUAGAUUUUUACGUUUCUAAUUUUUGCAUUCCUAUUUUGUUUAAUAAAAGAUGUUAGUUGAUG
This is a messenger RNA of Eupeodes corollae, 787 nucleotides long. RefSeq lists its product as uncharacterized. Lineage: Eukaryota; Metazoa; Arthropoda; Insecta; Diptera; Syrphidae. The record is from RefSeq and is a predicted model, not a curated record. The transcript has a single exon. Bases 8 to 643 code for a protein of 211 amino acids.